UUAAGGUUAUUAAUAAUCUGCUAACCUGUUAUCUGUAUUUUCUAGUAUAUAUGGAGCAGAUUCUGCUUGUAUACUGGUAUAAUGGCUGCUCCACAUAAACUGGCAUCAUUUCGUCUCCCACCUUUACCAACUGUGGGUGAACUGAUCAAACUGUACAACCUGCGUGCUGAGAAACAGCUUUCCCAAAACUUUCUUUUGGAUCUAAGGCUCACAGAUAAGAUAAUACGUCAAGCUGGCAAUUUGAGGGGUGCCCAUGUGUGUGAGGUAGGCCCAGGUCCUGGUGGUUUGACAAGAUCCAUUCUUAAUGCUGGUGCUGCAGACUUGCUGGUUGUAGAGAAGGAUUCCCGGUUCAUCCCUGGACUAAAGUUGUUGUCUGAGGCAGCCCCAGGAAGGUUAAGAAUAGUUCAUGGUGACAUUCUCACCUAUAGAAUGGACAGAGGGUUCCCAGCAAAAAUCAGUAGGCGAUGGGAUGACGAUCCUCCAAACCUUCAUAUUAUUGGUAAUCUUCCUUUUAGUGUAUCAACGCCUCUGAUUAUCAAGUGGUUGGAGCAUGUGGCCAAUAGAACAGGCCCUUUCAGCUUUGGGCGCACUCAGCUCACGCUCACUUUCCAGAAAGAGGUUGCAGAGCGGCUAACAGCCAGCACCGGCAGUAGACAAAGGAGUCGCCUGUCCAUUAUGUCUCAGUAUCUCUGCACUGUACACAGUUGCUUUACUAUCCCUGGCCGAGCUUUUGUUCCUAAACCAGAGGUGGACGUAGGGGUCAUUCACUUCACUCCUCUGGUUCAGCCCCAGAUCCAGCAGCCCUUCAAGUUGGUGGAAAAGGUCGUCCGCAACAUCUUCCAGUUUAGAAGGAAACAUUUUUACAAAGGACUAGAAAAGUUGUUCCCUGAGGCGUGCCGCGUGGAGCUGACACAGGAGAUGAUCCAGAUGGCCGAUAUAGAUCCCACUCUGCGCUCCACAGAACUCAAGAUCCCCCACUUUAGAGCUCUAUGUGAAGCUUAUGCCCAUCUCUGCUCUCAGGACUCCAGUCUCAUCAACUACGAGUAUAGAGAGGAGCUCAGGCAAAACCAUCAGGAGAGGAGAAGUAAACUACUGGAUGGGAAUAUGAAAGCCAAGACUGCCAAAUAAGACAGAUCUACACCUUUUAUUACAUUAUGUGUGAACCAUUUUGUGCUCAAUGCUAAUGCGUGUUAAGCAUUGAAGUUGGGCAAUGAUUUGAGGACUACCUAGUCUGAGCCUGUCCCGUUGUGUUGGUCAGUAUCCGUUAGGGAUGGAACAAGAUCUCAGAAGCUGUGGUUCCAAAAAAGCACUGUUAUAAUCAUAGCAAAAAUACGAAAUUAAAAAAUAUGUAAGGAUAAAACUGUAAACUGGAACCCAUCUCUUAUCUCAUGUGAGGACAUUGACAACUUGGUCUGACCUUGACUGUCUGUAGCGGUCAGUAUCAAGCUAAAAACACUGGUGGCCUUGGAACUUGUGAUGCCUGUGCUGGUCCCCGGUCCAAAUAAUCGGCACUGGCAAAUGGACAAAAAAGGUCAUAAAAAAUUGUGCACUAAGAGCCUUUGUUCCUGCCAAAAGACACCGAACUGCUCUUAAGCCUUGACAUUUUCCACCUGGCAUAAGCAUGCAUUUUUAAAACGUUUUCCUUGCACCCUAGGAGAAAAAGGUAUACACUCAAAUCCAGCAGCUAAAUAAAGCAAACCUGGCUUCAGUCUACUCUUGGGCUCUUUUUCUGACUUCUAAAAGCAGAUAUGUAUGAGGAAAGCAGGUUAGCCACACACAGAACGUGUUAAAGUGAAUAUUAGUGUGCAAUAACUCUGCCUCCUCCUCCUCCUCUCUUCUGUCCCAUUUCUUACAUCCACUCCAACUCACAUUACACCUUUUGGGAGCUAAGAGAAAUGUCAGUGAGGAUCCAGGGUAAUUUAGAAAUGGGAACAAGGCAGCACUCACUGGCCAAAUUAUUCAAUAUGCCCAAAUUUCAUUCUUCAUAAGAGAAACUAA
Messenger RNA from Periophthalmus magnuspinnatus, 1998 nucleotides. It is a transcript of the gene tfb1m, whose product is annotated as transcription factor B1, mitochondrial. The transcript is spliced from 8 exons. The record is from RefSeq and is a predicted model, not a curated record. NCBI's taxonomy places the organism in Eukaryota, Metazoa, Chordata, Actinopteri, Gobiiformes, Gobiidae. Gene Ontology annotation, cellular component: mitochondrial matrix. Gene Ontology annotation, molecular function: mitochondrial transcription factor activity; rRNA (adenine-N6,N6-)-dimethyltransferase activity. Bases 82 to 1128 code for a protein of 348 amino acids. Gene Ontology annotation, biological process: rRNA methylation; transcription initiation at mitochondrial promoter.